Aspergillus alliaceus is the source of this 3534-nucleotide messenger RNA. RefSeq names its product putative importin 11. The transcript has 7 exons. Bases 210 to 3344 code for a protein of 1044 amino acids. Gene Ontology annotation, molecular function: small GTPase binding. Gene Ontology annotation, biological process: protein import into nucleus. Gene Ontology annotation, cellular component: cytosol; nuclear envelope. NCBI's taxonomy places the organism in Eukaryota, Fungi, Ascomycota, Eurotiomycetes, Eurotiales, Aspergillaceae. The record is from RefSeq and is a predicted model, not a curated record.
GGAGCUCUCUGCGUGUUACUUCUUCCAUCAAUAAAGAUCUUCUAAGAUUGGUCAAGAGAUACGAUUUCAAGAACCAAGUCAGCCUCGCAUUCUAUGGUGUCUUAGUGCCUUUCAGGUUUCUGUCUUGGCCGAUAUUGGGUUUGGACUCAAUUGCCUGAUAGCUAUCUAUAGCUUCCCCCUCCAACCCAAGCCUUUAGCCAUUCCUUAGUAUGGCUCACGUUGUCGAGUUGCAAGGGGAGUCAAACCCCUUGACUCCACAGAAUGUUCUCAAUGUCUUGGCUCUCGCCGCGAGCUCGACGCAGCAGCAGGUGCAGACCGGAACUCAACAAUUACAGAACUGGGAAAAACAGGAGAAGUACUAUACCUUCCUUCAGGAUGUCUUCCUAGACCACUCCGUGCCCAUUGAAGUCCGUUAUCUUUCCAUCAUUCAAUUGAAGAACGGCAUCGAUAAGUAUUGGCGAAAGACCGCGACAAACGCCAUCAAAAAGGAAGAAAAGGAGCAGAUAAAGAACAGAGCCCUUCAUGCCGGCGUUGUGGAGCCUGCAGCCCUUCUAGCUUUGCAUAACGCAUUAAUGAUUUCUAAAAUCAUGCGCUAUGAGUUUCCCCAAGAUUGGCCCGAUGGAAUCACCUCACUUAUAGCCUUCCUACGUUCCUCGACUCAGCCCGGCGCCAACCCGCUGCAGUUGCCCCGAACUCUUAUAAUUAUCCUGCAGAUAAUCAAGGAGCUAUCAACGGCCCGAUUGCAAAGAACACGAGCCAACCUUCAGUCCAUUUCUCCAGAGAUAUUUCAUCUCCUGGGAAGUAUAUAUGUGGAUAAAGUGAAUAAGUGGGCUUCGCUUUUAGAGCAUGGUGUUACUGACGAAGGGACAUUGUUGGAAAACCUUGAACAAAGUCUAGUAUCUCUCAAGGUCAUUCGUCGCCUUGUGAUUGCUGGAUACGAACACCCUAAUCGUCAUAAUGAAGUUAAAGACUUUUGGCUCCUGACUCAUUCUCACUUCAGUCGAUUCCUUCAAUUUGUCAGCGGCUCUGUCAGUGUACCGGAAAAUGUGCAGAAGGCGAUCGAGAAACAUCUUUUGCAGUUAUCAAAGCUCCAUGUCGAGAUGGCCAAAGACCGGGCUGCCUCUUUUGCAUUGCUACCGGAGAGUAUUCCCCUUGUCCACUCAUAUUGGAGUCUAGUGGUUAAAUUAGGGGAGAGCUACGGGCAGCUGGGUGAAGGUGGUGAACAAGAUGGAAAGUCACUGAUGGAGAAAACUGGACUGAAAGCCCUCCUUCUGAUAAGAGCUUGCUCUAAGAUGGCAUUUAACCCUGCGCAAACUUUCAAGUACCAAACUCCCGAAGAUAAGGAGGAGAAAAAACAGUCUAUCGAGCUUAUCAAGUCCGAACUGUUUACCCAUGACUUUGUGGUCAAUGUCAUGGAAUUGCUUGUCACACAGUUCUUCAAGUUCAGAAAAAGCGAUUUCCAAGAAUGGGAGGAAGAGCCUGAAGAGUGGGAACGGAAAGAAGAGGAUGUUGCUGACGCUUGGGAAUUUUCUAUUCGAUCAUGCUCGGAAAAGCUUUUCCUUGACUUGGUCAUUCAUUUCAGAGAUCUGCUAAUUCCUCGACUCUUAACCGUCUUCUAUAACUUUGCAAGUCCUGAAAAUCAUGAUGUGUUAUUGAAAGAUUCACUAUACUCAGCGAUUGGGUUGGCGGCUGCAAGCCUGGAGCAGCAUCUGGAUUUCAACAAAUUCUUAGAGGCAACUCUCGUCCCGGAGGUACAGAUUCAAGAGCAAGGCUAUAAUCUCUUAAGACGGAGGAUUACAAUCCUUUUGGGCCAGUGGGUCCCGGUCAAGUCGAGCGAGCUGAACAAGGAUGCCAUUUAUCAGAUCUUCCAGCAUCUUCUUAGCAAGCAAGACCCGUUGAAUGACUUGGUGGUCCGCAUAACAGCUGGAAGACAAUUAAAACACGUGCUUGAUCCUUUCGAGUUCUCCCCCGCCGGAUUUAUGCCCUAUGCUCCCUCCAUCCUCCAAGAUUUGAUGUCCUUGGUUCAAGAGGUUGAGCUCUCUGAAACUAAGAUGGGGCUUUUGGAUACAGUCAGAAUGGCUGUAAUCAAGAUGGAAGAUCAUAUUACCCCGUUUUCAGAUCAGAUCCUGUCGUUGUUGCCCCCGCUAUGGGAGGGUUCUGGGGAGGAGCAUCUCAUGAAGCAGGCUAUUCUUACCUUAUUGUCAUCCUUGAUCAACUCUCUUAAGCAAGAAUCCGUGCGAUACCAUUCUCUCAUACUACCUCUCAUCCAAAACUCAGUGGAACCUGACUCUGAGACAUUGAUAUACCUACUAGACGAAGCACUAGAUCUUUGGGGUGCUAUUUUGACGCAAACACCGGCACCAGCUUCUCCAGAAAUUCUCUCUUUAAUCCCGUCCCUUCUUCCCAUUUUUGAAGCUGCCGUCGACAGUGUCCCGCAGGCCCUUCAAAUUGCAGAAUCUUAUGUCUAUCUUGCACCGCAAGAGGUGCUGAGCGACCGAGUACGACUUCCUCUCCUCGCUUCCCUCGAGACUCUUUUGAAAUCUACAACACGCCAGCGCCUCGGCGUCGUGCCACGCCUAGUCGAGUUGAUGAUACGUGGCACUGAGACCGUGGAUGGUGGUAGCGAGAAUUCAUACAAUGUCAUUACCCGAUCGCUCCUCGAUAGUUCUUUCCUACCAGCUCUCCUGGAAGGCCUCUACUCCGCCCACGAGGCCAGCCAAACCACCGGCCCCAAUAGAAAACAAACACCUGUAUACGGCGUCGUUGAGACGGACUACUUCUCCGUCCUUGCCCGCUUAGCCCUGGCACAUCCAAAGAUUUUCGCAUCGGCCGUUUCUGCCGCGACAGGGACAUCUGAAGAGCAGGCCCUUACCUGGAUCCUUACAGAAUGGUUCCUUCACUACGACAACAUUGGCAGCGUGACACAAAAGAAACUCCAUGCUCUUGCGCUUACCCAAUUGCUCAAUCUGAACGGCCCUGACACACAACCACCAUCGUACAUACUCAAGCACCUCCAAUCAUAUCUCAACAUAUGGACAGAUAUCGUUACCGAGCUCGCCGAAGGAACCGAAAGCGAAGGCGACCCGCGUGCUGGCGACCAUCUGAUAUACUGGAAUGCUGCAGAGACGGGCAAGUGGGACGAACACGAACCGCCCGAGAACGAGCGCCGGCGUCACUGGGACAAUUCAGACGUCCUUCACAAGAUUAACAUUCGCGAUUUCAUCCGGGAUCGACUGCGCUCUUUGAUUGUGGGAUGUGGUGGUGAACAGCGGUUUCAGGAAGAGUGGCUUCUUGACGUUGAUCGUGAUGUCGUUUCUGCGUUUGGGGCUCUCGGACUUUUCUGAUAUAUCUCCGAUAACUUGAACCUGAUUUUCUUAUUUGACACCUACGAGAUGGUCUGUUGCCACAGUAUACUACACUACACCUGCAUAUACACGCGGCCCCCGCUAUUUGCAGGAGAUUUAUGAUCAUAACUCCAGUCGGCAAAUUAGCACAAGUUUAUCCGAGUGAUAGGCCUGUGAUGCAUAUUAAAAU